Molecule: messenger RNA, 1408 nt
Organism: Wyeomyia smithii (pitcher-plant mosquito)
Lineage: Eukaryota; Metazoa; Arthropoda; Insecta; Diptera; Culicidae
Product: UPF0687 protein C20orf27 homolog
Exons: 3
Coding region: 396-959 (187 amino acids)
Source: RefSeq, a predicted model, not a curated record
UGAUAGCAGUCAACGCCAAUGCCGAAAGCAAGCUUCGUGCGUGAGGCAGUCUAUGAACAGUCUUCAUCAUAAAGCGGGAGUGCAGAUAUCAAACGUUAGAGUUUAUACUAAAUUUGAUUCAGUUUUUUUGCUGUUCAACAUUGCCUUUUUGUCAUUAAUUGAGUGUGAAUAGAAUAUUAAGCAAGCAGUUGUGCCAAAAAAAGAUUUUUAAAUCCAACCAACUGAGAGCAUUUCCUAUAAGUAAGAACCUGAGAGUCAGGCAGAACGGUAUUGUGAUUUGAAGACACAUCCAUUGAAGGAAUUUUCAGUCUCAAACAGAAAAUUCGUUCAAAAAUCACUCAGAUCUGGUGUUCGCAGAAAAGGAGAAGACACUGUGUGGAGCGGAGCGCGCAAAAAUGGAAGAAGGUCAUCACAUUCUUGACCAUCAUGACCACCAUGACCAUCACGUUCAUUUCGACGCAACAGUGAUAAAUGACGAGCUUCAUGAUAACACGAUUAUCUAUCGGGUGUCACCCGGUGGUGAUACAAUUAUGGUCCAUUUAGGUUUUUUACAGAUAAAGCAUAGAUAUCGAAUUGAAUUGAACAUCCCGGCAUAUGCGUUGCAAGAAGUAGGUUUAAAAGAUGGAACGAAUGUUAGUUUUACGGUUGAUGAAUCCAGACAUCCAAAUGUCAAUUGCAGAUUGCUCGAGUUUCUUAGUGAAACAAUCACUAAUAAAGAUGGGAAGAAGUAUUACGAUGUUAAAGUAGAAUUGUUUGCUCAUAAAGAAAAACUUUUGAGGGAGAUAAUUGUACUGAACGGAAGCAAUAAUGAAACUAAAUUAAAACUAAUGCUAGUGGCUAGAGUUUUAGGACGUGGUAAAGGUACACCUAUGCUAAGAGAUGGAAUACAUGUAAUUGGAGUAGAAGAUGAUGCGGAUUCGGAACUUUCGGAUUGGCAAGGAUUUAGCAAAAAUGAUUAAGCAAUCGUAACCGUAGCAUUUUACAUGUUAAAGCAUUCGUAUUAGAUACUACAACAAAUAUCAAGACCAUCUAUUUUCAUUUAAAACAAAUAUAAUCAAUUAUUAAGAGUUAUCUUAAAAAACAUUUCUAUUACGAAAUAAAUAGUUAUAUAGCAGAAGAAAAAAAAAGCAUACAGUGUCAUCAUCACAUUUUGAAUUUACGGGGUUGGAUCAAACCAAAAAGAAAAACGACUAGCUGUUUCGUUUUAAUUUCUAUUCGGGAAUACUCUUUAAAAAAUGUUAGUUAUUCUCUCUAAAGAUCGACUGAACAAAAUAAAAGAUGUAGUUCUCAUACUCAAUGAGCUGAAUAAAGAUGCAAUUCGAACGAAAAGGAAAUGCAAAAUUUUCGAUACCGUAAACAAGAAUAAGAGUGAUGAUUUGAGUGACUUCAUUUCCGCUGCUCUACUUGA